AAGAUAUCCAGUUCAUAAAAUGGAGACAAACCUAGAUACAUCUGAAUCUGAGGAGUACGAGGAUGACUUGCUUAAAUUGGAGCAGGGUGACAUCCUGUGCUCUAGCACUAACGAUUACAUAGUGCAGGAAUUGUUGGGCAGCGGCUCCUUUGGAAACGUUGUGAAGGGUGUUAUAAGAGCAACCAACGAAAAUGUGGCAAUCAAAAUCUUGAAGGACCACCCACGUGUUGUUAAAUAUGCUAAGGCUGAGGUGGAAAUCCUCUCCCAGCUGAACAAGGAAAACCCAGACGAAUUUAACGUUGUUAAGCACUAUGAAUAUUUCCAACACAACGAUAACAUCUGCCUUGUGUUCGAGAUGUUAGAUAUCAGCCUAUACGACUUUAUUAAGAAACGCAACAAUAGGCCGCUUCCUGUGAGACACAUACGCCCUAUUGUGCAGCAGGUGGGCAAUGCACUGGAUAAACUAAAGAGUCUACAGAUAAUUCAUACCGACUUGAAGCCAGAGAAUAUCAUGUUGGUAAACACGUCCAAGUACCCAUUCAAGAUCAAGGUCAUAGACUUUGGUUGUGCCAUCCAUACAUCCAAGGUUCGAGUUCCAAGUUACAUACAGACAAGAUACUAUAGGUCCCCAGAAAUAAUAUUAGCAUUACCGUUCUCGGAGGCUAUCGACAUGUGGUCUGUGGGGUGUAUCAUGGCAGAGCUUUUUACAGGAUAUCCAUUGUAUCCUGGAUCAUCUGAGUAUGAUCAGAUCCGCUACAUCACUGAGACCCAGGGUUUGCCCCCUGAUAACAUGCUCGAUCGGGGAGCAAAGACCGAGGAUUACUUUCGAAACGACAGCGAAUGUGAGGUUUUAUCAUGGAGUUUAAAGAGUGAAAACCACUACGAAUAUGAGACUGGUAUUAGUCCAGUGGAAACAAGGAGAUAUGUCUUCAGCUCUCUUGAUGAUAUGAGGAAGGUAAUUUUACCAUUAAAGUUGGUGAGCAGUGACACGCUGGUGGAGAUGGGAGACGUAUGGCAGUUUAUUGAUCUGCUGAAGGAAAUGCUUACGAUGGACCCAGACAAGAGAAUAACUCCGAUAGGCCUUCUCAGCCAUCCCUUCAUAACCAUGGCACAUCUCCAGCACUUUGCACGGAGUUCAUACGUAAAUCAUUGCUCCCAGGCCAUGGAGAUAAACAAAGAACAGGAGGUGUGUCCCGAGUCAGAGUCAUCGAAUGAAGAGGAAAAAGAGAAGGAUUACAACGAGAGACUUCUGGAACUUCAAUGUGCAGCUGAAGAUGUAAUGGUUUCUCCAGCUUGUGGGAUGGGGAUCAUUAUUCAUAACUCUAAUUAUAACGUGAACACAGACAUAGAACAGGAGAUGUGGCCUGAUCCUCCAGAAAUGGAGACAGAGUCAUCGAAUGAAGAGGAAAAAGAGAAGGAUUACAACGGGAGACUUCUGGAACUUCAAUGUGCAGCUGAAGAUGUAAUGGUUUCUCCAGCUUGUGGGAUGGGGAUCAUUAUUCAUAACUCUAAUUAUAACGUGAACACAGACAUAGAACAGGUGUGUUUCGAGUCUCCAGAAAUGGAGACAGAGUUAUCGAAUGAAGAGGAAAAAGAGAAGGAUUACAACGGGAGACUUCUGGAACUUCAAUGUGCAGCUGAAGAUGUAAUGGUUUCUCCAGCUUGUGGGAUGGGGAUCAUUAUUCAUAACUCUAAUUAUAACGUGAACACAGACAUAGAACAGGUGUGUUUCGAGUCUCCAGAAAUGGAGACAGAGUCAUCGAAUGAAGAGGAAAAAGAGAAGGAUUACAACGAGAGACUUCUGGAACUUCAAUGUGCAGCUGAAGAUGUAAUGGUUUCUCCAGCUUGUGGGAUGGGGAUCAUUAUUCAUAACUCUAAUUAUAACAUGAACACAGACAUAGAACAGAGCAGCACAUUUCGGGAUUUAUUUUCUCUCUUUAUUUUCUAUGCAAUCAUACAACAGGAGGUGUGGCCUGAUCCUCCAGAAAUGGAGACAGAGUCAUCGAAUGAAGAGGAAAAAGAGAAGGAUUACAACGGGAGACUUCUGGAACUUCAAUGUGCAGCUGAAGAUGUAAUGGUUUCUCCAGCUUGUGGGAUGGGGAUCAUUAUUCAUAACUCUAAUUAUAACGUGAACACAGACCUAGAACAGGUGUGUUUCGAGUCUCCAGAAAUGGAGACAGAGUCAUCGAAUGAAGAGGAAAAAGAGAAGGAUUACAACGAGAGACUUCUGGAACUUGAGGUGUGUCCCGAGUCAGAGUCAUCGAAUGAAGAGGAAAAAGAGAAGGAUUACAACGAGAGACUUCUGGAACUUCAAUGUGCAGCUGAAGAUGUAAUGGUUUCUCCAGCUUGUGGGAUGGGGAUCAUUAUUCAUAACUCUAAUUAUAACGUGAACACAGACAUAGAACAGGAGGUGUGUCCCGAGUCUCCAGAAAUGGAGACAGAGUCAUCGAAUGAAGAGGACAAGAAGGAACAGCUGAUAGAAGAAGAUUCUGAGAAGAAAGAAAAGGAAAAAAAGAAUGAUCGCAACGAGAGACAUCUGGAACUUCAUACAAAUUCUAUCGCACUUGCAAAGCAAAUAGCUAGCCAAACUGAGGCUGAGCCCCUGGGAGCAUGUGAGAGUUCCCCAUCAGCACAGAUCGAGAUCCAAGACCAGCAUGCUCAAGAAGGACCUUUACUGGAAGAGUCAAGCGAAGCAGAAGAGAGCUGUGAAGUAGUUGCGGAGGAUAUGGAACCUGACACCCAGGAAAGACCACCUCAGUGCGGGAAGGAUACAUCGGAUGAAAACGAAAUCGAAAUCCUGAGUGAGUUUGAUGAAGGCGACAAAGUAGAGGAGGAGAAAAAAAAGAAAAAGAGGGGAUCCCGCAUGAGACGGUUGCUACGAGCCUUGUGCUGCUGCUUCCACAGAAAACCAAAGAAAUUGAAGGUGAACACACCUGAGACCUCAGAUGUCAUCAUAUAUCAAGUCCAUGGACUUUGCAAUUCGAGCAGAGAAAGCAGCACAGAGAGCGAAGCCGCAGCUUCCACCCACUCCUCCCUGCCAUCAGAGCGCAGUGCAGGUAUGCUGCGGAAAUGGAAAUGUGUCAACGACCUGUCUCAAAUAGGAAUGUGAAAACAAAAAACCUUCAUAAACAUCAAUAAAAUAUCAAGGCAUUCCAUCAAUGAGAAUC
This is a messenger RNA of Pelobates fuscus (common spadefoot toad), 3167 nucleotides long. RefSeq lists its product as uncharacterized. The record is from RefSeq and is a predicted model, not a curated record. Gene Ontology annotation, molecular function: protein serine/threonine kinase activity; protein tyrosine kinase activity; ATP binding. Gene Ontology annotation, cellular component: cytoplasm; nucleus. NCBI's taxonomy places the organism in Eukaryota, Metazoa, Chordata, Amphibia, Anura, Pelobatidae. The transcript has 23 exons. Gene Ontology annotation, biological process: peptidyl-threonine phosphorylation; peptidyl-serine phosphorylation. Bases 20 to 3109 code for a protein of 1029 amino acids.